Messenger RNA from Cyprinodon tularosa, 971 nucleotides. RefSeq lists its product as uncharacterized. The record is from RefSeq and is a predicted model, not a curated record. Bases 57 to 779 code for a protein of 240 amino acids. Lineage: Eukaryota; Metazoa; Chordata; Actinopteri; Cyprinodontiformes; Cyprinodontidae. The transcript is spliced from 6 exons.
CUCUGCAGCAACAUUUAAAGCAGACAACAAAGUUCCAGCCUGUCUCUCACUGUCUGAUGGUCAUCAUGUUCAGCCUAAAACAAGCUGCUCUGCUCUUCAUUCAGCUCAUCAAUACAGGCUGCAUCUUUGCAGCGCCUGCCAUAAAAGACCACAGAGAUGUUCUGGUAUCAAGAGGAGAUUCAGUUUUAUUCAUUUGCAACAUAUCCAACUUAGACUCAACGUUUAUCCUAUGGACCAAAGACAGACCUUAUUUUAUUUACUCAACUUCCUUUAAUCAAACAUUUUCAAAUUUCUCCUCUAACAGACUGAGAAUAGAAGCAAACAUGCCGUCUACUCUUAAUAUUAUUUGUGUUCAGCAUGAUGAUGCCGGAGUUUAUACUUGCAACACAACUGGCAAAAAAGGCAUUAACAGUAUGACAUGGAACUUAACAGUACUGGAGACCCAAAACGAAAUCAGUUUCUCAGAGUACGUUACAUUCACACUAUCAUCUGCCCUGGGGUUGCUUUUAUGUUGCACUGCAUUAGCUGUCUGCCUCUGUAGCGUAUCAUUUUGUCUAAGCAAGAAGAACAAAACCAGAGACCGAACCUGGAAUCUGAGUAACAGCAGUAUCUUUAGCUGCACGGAGUAUACUGUUCAGCUUGGAGAAAAGGAAGCAAUUCCUUCACAUUCCAAAGCUAAACCAACACGGAAGAGAAUUGGUAAGGAAGAUCAAGCGGCAUCUCAAAUCACCUUAAGAAAAAAAAGCAGAAGAGAAACCUCUGAAUUAAAUAACACAUAAAGAGCAAGAUCCAGUUUAUAAAAUGAUACAUUUGUACACAUUUACAAGCUCAAAGACUUUAAUAUAUAUUUAUAUAUAAAUAUUUCUGCUUUUGAUUUUCUUUUUUAUAUUAUGGAAAUGUAAAUGAAUUAUUACAUUCUGCUGUGUUUUUUUUAUUUUUUAUUAUGAAGUACCUCAGGAGGAUUUUCCCUC